AGCUAAACUACAAAGCAAAGCCUGCGUAGUUCCCUCAAUGGAAUUUCCAUUGACAGAGGAAUUAAAAAGGGGUUCUCAAUGAACUUACAGUGAGAGAGCAGAACGAAACACCACAGAGCAGAUGAUAUUAACCUUCUGGAGUAUUGCUGGAGCUGUCUAGUGGAGGAGAUAUAGUAUCAUCACACUGCUGAUGUACAGCUUGAAGGUCGUUUGAAAAAUUUGAAAGGUCAGUAGAUUACAACUAUGGCUAAUUUGUCAACUUUGGCAUCAUUACUUGACAAUACUACCCAGACUUCAAUAACUUCUAGUACACCAGAGCCUACCUGUAAAAUUGAAGAUGGCUUCCUCUCAACCGUGCUGCCUGUUUUCUACUCCAUUAUCUGUGUGAUAGGGCUGGCGAGCAAUGUAAUGGCCUUGUGGGUGUUUUACUUCAAUCAGAAGAAGGCAACAUCGAUCUCCAUUUACAUGAAGCACCUGGCCCUGGCUGACCUCCUGCUGUUGCUCUGCCUUCCAUUCAGGAUCGCCUACCACAUCGGAGAAUAUGCCUGGAUGGCCAAGUGCUACUUCUGUAAGAUCAUUGGGGCAUUCUUCUACAUUAAUAUGUACGUCAGCAUUGCAUUCCUGGUGCUGAUCAGCCUGGACCGCUAUUUGAAGAUCACAAAGCCUCUCCGCAAAUUCAGACUCCACAGUGUGAAAUGGAGUUCAGGCAUAUCCAUGGCUCUGUGGGCAUCCAUCUUUCUGUUAAUGCUUCCCUUUGUUGUGCUGAGCACCACAAACUCUAAAGACUCAAAGUGUUUCCACUACAAAAGUCAAAGUAAACUAGCCGGUUCAAUGAACCUGGCAGCCGUCAUAUUCAUCUUCCUCCUCUCUUUGCUUUUCCUCAUAUCUUAUGCUAAGAUUGCUGUCAAGCUCUACAAGAUCUCCCAGGGGAAAAAGAAAGAAGAAAUCCGGAAAGUGAGAACUAGAGCAAUUUUGAAGACAUUUAUCGUUCUUGUGAUCUACAUUGUGUGCUUCAUGCCAUACCAUAUUGUUCGAAUCCCGUAUGUGCUCUCUCAGAUGGAUAUAAUUCCCAGCUGCCUCACAAAGAAUUCCCUGCACAUAGCCAAUGAACUGGUACUGUGCCUCUCUGCUCUGAACAGUUGUCUUGAUCCAAUCAUCUAUUUCUUUCUCUCCAACUCCUUUCGUAGGACUAUACUUAACACCUUUUAUGGAAAAUUCAACAAAACUUUCCCCAAAACCAAUGGCACACUAAACAGUUUCAAAUCCAUCACAGAAAUCUGAAGAGGUGUGAUCCCUGAGUAAGUGGGAUAGAAAUGGAAUGUAUGGCCUUCAUGGCAGCAAAAUUGCAGCAACUAUCUUGCUGGACAGUGGUACUUCCGGAAAGGAUUGGCAUCAUCGCAUUCCUAUGGGCUGAAAUGGCCUUACUAGAGAGAGCACAAGUUCCAUUUAUGAAUGCAUCUCAUAAACAGCCUGGCAAAUACAUGAGGCAACUAUAUGGUCACAAUAAGGAAAAUCAGUGCAAGAGGAUGAGUUGGGCUACAGUUAUAUGGUCACAAUAAGGAAAAUCAGUGCAAGAGGAUGAGUUGGGCUCCUGUUGAAUACUGGAAUUCAUGGGAAUGAAAAUAUCAACCAUAGACUCCUCUGAUGCAACUAUACAACUACUUCCUCUGUGGCUUUCAAACAGGUUAUUAGAGUCUUUUUGCAAAAAAGAUAUAUGAUCUAACUCAUAUAUGUCAAACUCAAGGCCUGCGGGCCAAAUCUGGCCCAUGGUGGAAUUAUCUUUGGCCCGCGAGAUAAUAUCUAAUUACUAUUAUAGCUGGCCCCAGUAAUCGAAGCACCUAUGGCGUAUGAUAUGGCUAAUGCUGAGUUUAUUCAGGUACCAGGUUUUCAGGGUUUUUAGUGUUUAUUCGGCAGUCUUCUUCAUCAGAAAUGGAAUUUGUGAAGUGAAACACUUUGUAGUUAUAGCAGAGACUGAGACACAUGAGAGCAGGCUGAAAAAACGGAGGCAACGAAAGCUGCAUUCGCACGCGUCCGACUGAUCCGGCCCGCAUGAAGCUGCAUUUUGCUCAAUCUGGCCGUGACCUAAAAUUAGUUUGACACCCCUGAUCUAAGUUAUACUGAACUUAUAGAGAGCACUUCAAGUGCUCCCCAGAUAAUUUCAAUGCAGCAUUAUUACAUAAGGAAAAAUAAGUACAUUCAAGGCCAGUUGUGCAACUUGUUCAACCUGAAAAUUUCUACCUUCCCAAACUGCGUGGACACAAGAGAGUGUAGACUGUCUGGAGAAGGGCAGAUGAACUUCCCAAACUCAAAAUAUGGAUGAGUAUUUCAUUGCGAAAGUAAUUGUUGUUCUGUGAGAAUCAAACGUCUGCACUAAAUAUUAAAAAAAACUUUGGUCUUGCUGGUUUACAUAGUUGAUCAUGGCAAUGAGAAGAAGGUUUUAAAUUCAUUUUACUGUGCAAUAAACCAUUUUAAGGACAAAAAUGUACUGGACAGUAGAUGAGCUGACUUACCAGAUGUUUAAAGAACUGCUCUAUUUUGAAUAUAUAAGUCCCAUUUUAGAAAUAAUUGUUUUCAAUGAGACUGGUAAAAUUUGAACCACUGGAAUGAUUAGACUGUAAAUAAAGGCAAUAUGCAAAAGAAAAAUUGUCUAUAAUAACCUAUAACAUGCUCACUGUGUUUAUCAACACAGGUCAAAGAGAUGAUUUUGUAUACA
Molecule: messenger RNA, 2713 nt
Organism: Hypanus sabinus (Atlantic stingray)
Lineage: Eukaryota; Metazoa; Chordata; Chondrichthyes; Myliobatiformes; Dasyatidae
Product: probable G-protein coupled receptor 34
Exons: 3
Coding region: 244-1281 (345 amino acids)
Biological process (GO): G protein-coupled receptor signaling pathway
Cellular component (GO): membrane
Molecular function (GO): G protein-coupled purinergic nucleotide receptor activity
Source: RefSeq, a predicted model, not a curated record